UUAAAGUUAUAAAAAGUUUUGUGACGUGUAUGUUUUGUUUCUGAUAUGUCUAGAUUUUAAAUAUUGCGUUGUAAAUAAUGGUGUCAAUGGAUAUAGUUAGCAUUAAAAUUAAAUCAUUUACAUAAGGAUAUGACAGCGCAUUUUAAUUUAGACGAAGUUGUUAAACACAUAAAAACUAUUUCAGAUAAUAAUCGUUGUAGAGUUUGCGAUAAACUAUCUGGCGAUAGACUGCGAUACCCUUGCGGACACACAAUAUGUGGCGAAUGCGUAUUAGUAACUGAUGAGUGUUUAACUUGUACUACAUCUUCGAAAACACAGCCUGCGGUUGACCUGGUUCAGGGGCAACUUGUACAAAAUGUUUCAAAUCUUCUAACUACAUUUCAAGAAGCCUUUAAAAUAGAUGUAUACCGGAGAUACAGACUUUCUGAGAAAUUGAGAAUUGAAAAUCAAUUAUUCCCGGAAUGUAUUCAAGCUUCUGCAAAAUAUUAUAACAAAAGGAGGAGUUCUAAUAUCAGAACAAGUGAUGAUAAAGAAAAUUUAUUAUCAUCAUUUUAUGCUGGUGAAGAAUUAAAUAAGUCCUAUUCUACAACAAUGAACACCAGAAUAAAUUUAGUACAAAAAUGGCUUGAAAAAAAUGAAAAAGUGGAAAGACCUAUAAGAAAGCCAUUUUCAGAUGUGAAUGUAAAUAAUUCAUAUAGGAGCAAUACAGAAAAUAAGAUCAAAAAAGGUCUUAAAGCCCAUAAUCAAGAAAACAAUUUAAAUAAGAAAUCAAAGAAAGUAAACAAAGAUAGGAACAUUUCUAAAACUAAAAAAAAAUCAAAGAAUGUGUCAAGUCCAUCUUUGCUAGACUAUUAUAAGAAUGAAACAAUAAAAAAUAAAGCCAAGCCAGAGAAUAUACUAAAUUUUGACAAAAAAUAUGAUAUGUCAUCAAAAGUAGUUAAUGAUAAUAAGUAUGAAAAUAAUACUGAUGUUGAAUAUAUUGACACUAUUGUUAUAGAGGACACACAAUCACAAGUUGUUGACAAAGACAGAGAUGCAUGGCUAAAAGUUGUUGAAGAACACAAUAAAGAAUCAAAUAAUUUUAAGGACAAACUAAAAAGCUCAGAACAAAUACUUUUAUCUGAAACUCAAAUUGAAUUAAUACCACCCAGUGUUAAUAAUAAAAAAAAUGUUGUUUAUUACAAAAAGGCUUACCUUUUUAAAUCAUGUCAUUCCUGUUUAAGAAAUGAUGUCGAGAGUGUUAGAGCAGAAAAUCAGAGGCUAAAUUCUAAUGUAUCAAUUACUAUUAAUACAAACAGUAUUUCAAGCACUAUUAAAGUUUUAAGAGAUGAUGAAAAUUUUAAUAGUAAAGUAAUCAAACACUCAAUAGAAACUCAGACAGAGGAUUUUAAUCACAUAUCCCCUUCGUAUGAGAAUAUUUCUAGUCCAGAUUUAUUUUUAGAUGAUGUAAAAAAACUAGAAGACAUUGAUAAAGAAAACUUGAAUGAUAAAGACAUUGGAAUAAUUGAUAAUUCCAUUUCUCAUAACAUAAAUGAUUCCGACAGUGAUGAUAUGGAAUGUAGCGGUCCAAUUAAAGUGUCUGUGGAUGUUCACAGAUCUAAUGACACGGAGGGUAUUCUAUCUACGUUAGACUCUGCAGAUUACCAUUCCCGAGUGAGGCGGUCAGCGCGUCGGCCCACAGUUGACAGCAACAAUUCCUCGGAAAAAGAAAAUCUGGAGCCAAACAGGAUUAAACGACGAAGACUAGGCAAGAAACACGGACUUAAGAAAUGAUGGAUUAUUAUCUUAAAAAAAAAUCCUGUUACAUUACUGAUUUUUCUUUGGGCAAUAAGAAGUAGACCCGUUUCAUGAAAAGAGUUACAUCUUUAAGAUCUCUUAAAAUAUGUAACUCUUUUCAUCGGAUGCAUCAGAGGUGUUGUACAUAUGUAGUUCUAUUAUUGAGUAUGAAAGAAUAGCAGGUUUUAUUACUGUUUAAUAUAAAUAAUUGAAGAUUUUAUUAAACAAACUCGAAUAUAAUUUAAAAAUGAGAAUAAAGUGAUUGCAGAACAGCAGACUUAUUGUCAUAGUUGAUGUUUUGAUUUCAAGGUAUCUUAUUCUUUAAUGGUCAAAUAAAAUGUUUACAUGUACCAUUGUUCCCUACCUCACCCUCUGUAUCGCAGACUUGUUCAAGUAAGCUCUACAAAUGAUCAUAUUACAUUUUCCUUGUAUUUUAGUUUAUAACUAUAUUUCUAUUAAAUUAAUUGCAGUCAUCUUAAAAAGAAUCUAAAAAGGGUUGAAAUUUGAAAGAGUGAUGUUUUAUAAAUUUUUGAAAAAAUUCGAAUUCACUACUUUUAUGAUGUUACUAUCUUGCGCCCGUGAUUAAAUUCUCGUUACUCGUGACUAAAUUAGUGUAUUCAGCGAUUUCAUUCAAAGACAUUUUAUUUUAUAAAGUGAUUUUUUUUUCUGAUUAUGUAAAACAUUGAUAAUUAUAAUUUUAGUAUGUAUAUGUAUUUAUUUGUGAUAAGUUAAUACCAGUAAUUAAUGUUUUAAGAUAUACUUUUAUUAUUGAUUUGUACUUCUUAUUCUAAUCCAAAACAUAAAGUUUGUAAACAGUUUAAACUACAUACUUUUAUGUAAAAAAAAUUUUAUACAUGUUUCUGAUGAAAUGUGGUCCAUUUACCUUAAUUGCAUAGUACAGCUAUGUACUAAGAUAUGUUUUCAGUGUCAUUUACAAACUUUAUGUUUUAAAUUAGAGUAAUGCUGUAUGUAUGUUAGCUGUAUGGUCUGUACAAUCAGUAAAAAGCUGGGAUGAAAUCCCAGUUAUGAAGUAUGAUUGACCAAUAAAAUGGUGAUAGAAUCACCUGUCAACUUAGUUUUUAUGGACCAAAUUUAGGUUUAAACAUCGCAAUAGUUUUAAUUUUUGCUCUUCCGUUGAUGCUUUUCGGCUUUGACAAAUUAUUUUUUUUAUUUAUUUGUACUACAGAGGCAUAAAUUAAACCAAAAAGCAAGAUCAUCGUGCUUUACUUUCUAGGUGUAAGUUGUAUUGUUAAGUUGAACAAAUAUGUUGAAAUAUAUAUUUUUUU
Papilio polytes (common Mormon) is the source of this 3062-nucleotide messenger RNA. RefSeq lists its product as uncharacterized. The coding region runs from base 130 to 1773 and encodes 547 amino acids. The transcript has 4 exons. Lineage: Eukaryota; Metazoa; Arthropoda; Insecta; Lepidoptera; Papilionidae. The record is from RefSeq and is a predicted model, not a curated record.